CGUACCUAUAGGACAUAGUUCUAGGCACUAUAUAAGCGCCAGAUAUCUUACAUUUAGACACAUAUCAAGCCCUAGAGCUUAGUAAACAAACGUAUCUUAGUAUCCUAGGAUAAAACCACAAAAUGUUCGCUAAGACGAUAGUAGCGUGCGCUUUGCUCGCCGUCGCCCGGGGUGGCUUGCUCGCCGGCCACGGAGCUAUUUCCUCACAGAGCAUCGUGCUUGGUCACCCGGCUCCGGCCGUCGCUGCUCCAGCGAUCAGCUAUGGAGGCUAUGGUGGCUAUGGAGGAUAUGGUCUAGGUCACGGCGCGGUCGUGGCGCAUGCGGCGCCGGUUUACCACGCGCCCGUCGCGCACGCCGUUGCCCCUGUUGAAGUAUAUUCCCACCCCCGCUACCAAUUCAAUUACGGUGUUGCCGACGGCCACACUGGUGACCACAAGAGCCAAUGGGAAGCGCGUGAUGGUGAUGUCGUCAAGGGCCAGUACCAACUAGUUGAGCCUGACGGUACCGUCCGUACUGUCAACUACUCCGCUGACGACCAUAAUGGAUUCAACGCGGUAGUAAGCAGACAGGGUCACGCAGCGCACCCCGCGCCCGCGGUGGCCGUCGCGCACGCGCCUGUCGCGCUCGCCCCAGCACAUGGCGGCCUCCUCCACGGCCUCCACGGCUAAACGACAUCUUCUCUCUAGCUUCUCUCUCACUUAGGAUAAGCUCACGAUGUAUAUGAAUGCUUGGUAACGGUACAACGAACGCUUGAGGCACAGCGUUUCAUAAGGUGUAUCUCAGGGACGGUGGCCCAAGUCAUUACGCUCCAUUCGAGUCUUGACUAUUGUAUUAUACUUUCUUGUAGUUUUAAGCUUUCAUUUCAUUUCGUUAUACAUUUUAUGAAACGUUAGAUAAUGCCUGCGGGGUGCUGGGUGUGGACUCCGGUGUAAUGCUCAGUGUUAAAUAUAUUUUUUUUCAUAUAA
Molecule: messenger RNA, 965 nt
Organism: Colias croceus (clouded yellow)
Lineage: Eukaryota; Metazoa; Arthropoda; Insecta; Lepidoptera; Pieridae
Product: cuticle protein 7-like
Exons: 5
Coding region: 123-668 (181 amino acids)
Cellular component (GO): extracellular matrix
Source: RefSeq, a predicted model, not a curated record